Molecule: messenger RNA, 2014 nt
Organism: Gossypium raimondii (Peruvian cotton)
Lineage: Eukaryota; Viridiplantae; Streptophyta; Magnoliopsida; Malvales; Malvaceae
Product: F-box/kelch-repeat protein At3g61590
Exons: 3
Coding region: 452-1735 (427 amino acids)
Molecular function (GO): protein binding
Source: RefSeq, a predicted model, not a curated record
UAUAGAUUAUAGGCUAAAGUCUAAACACGACAACAGCCUUUAGAAAAAACCGCCUUCUCUCUUCAUCCCUUGUCUCUGCCUCUGCCUGUCGUUAAACUUUUUUUGGUUAUAUCGAAAAGGAAACACUAAAAAGGAAAGAAAAAAAAACCUCUCCUUUCUCUGUGUUUUUGCUUAGGAAUUGGUUAUAAGCCGAUUUGGAGUAACCCAUUUUCAUUGUUCUCUGCCAUUUGAAGGGGAAAAAAAUGAAAGAGAAAAUUUACUUAUUACCCCUUUUCCUUGUUGUUUAAUGGCGUCCUUUUUGCCAAGAAACAAUUGUUUUUUUACCUAUCUGAAGUCUGAACCUUUGCUCCUUUGCUUAGUUUCCCUUGGUUUUUGUUAAAUCUCGAUACUUUGGUCGAAUCUAUCACCACCCAUUGGUUCACUUGUCCUUGAACCACCUCCAUUACAGGUUAUGCAGGCUUUUGCAUUAACUUUGGAGGGCCAUGCUCACUCCAAUUAUUUGAAUUUUCUUCAAGUGUUGUUUAUAAUGGAAGGAGAGACUUCUUGGAACAGCCAUUGCAUUGAUGACAUGUCUAAAGACAUCGGUGAGUUUGAUUCAUUCUCGGAACUUAGUGAUGAAGGUAAUAAAGAAAUGAUCGUUUCUGUAGACUCAAUCCUACCCGAUGACUUGUUGGAACGAAUUUUGGCUUAUCUUCCCAUUGCUAGCAUUUUCAGAGCUGGUUCUGUGUGUAGAAGAUGGCAUGAGAUUGUCAGUUCCAAAAGAUUUUUAUGGAAUUUUUCGCAUGUCCUAUCACAUAAGCCUUGGUACUUCAUGUUCACAAGUUCUGAUGAACCAGUUGGUUAUGCCUAUGACCCGAUCCUCCGUAAAUGGUACAGCAUCGAACUUCCAUGCAUUCAGACUCCAAACUGGUUUAUUGCUUCAUCAUGUGGAUUGGUUUGUUUCAUGGACAAUGACAGUAGAAGCGAGUUGCAGGUAUGCAAUCCGAUUACCAAGAUUUGCAAGAAGCUUCAGGAGCCCCCUGGUAUGAAAUUCUCUGACUAUAGUGCACUGUCACUCUCGGUUAGCAGGACAUCUCACAAUUAUACGAUAUCCAUUGUGAAAUCUAAACAAGUCCCCGGAAACUUUCUCCAAUGGGACCUUUCGAUACACAUUUAUGAUUCAGAAACAAUGAUGUGGGCAACCUCCUUGACUGAGGUUUUAACAGGAUGGAGAGGUGGAGAUGAAAGUGUGAUCUGUGAUGGGGUUUUAUACUUUCUGAUUUACUCAACCGGGGUUGGUACACCAGAAAACCGUCACAGCCUUGUUGCAUAUAAUCUCUCUAGCCGAUCAUCCCCAUUGAUACGGAGCCUUAUUCCAGUACCAGGCCCGCUUACCUGUGGUCGUUUGAUGAACCUCAAGGGGAAGCUGGUAAUGGUGGGAGGAAUCGGGAAGCCAGAUCGACCCGAUAUAAUCAAGGGCAUUGGAAUCUGGGUUCUUAACGGGAGGAAUUGGGUAGAAGUCGGUCGCAUGCCCCAUAAGUUCUUCCAAGGAUUUGGUGAGUUGGAUGAUGUUUUUGCUAGUAGUGGUACUGAUAACCUCAUAUACAUCCAAAGCUACGGUGCCCCAGCUCUUCUUGUUUUCGACAUGAGCCAGAAACUAUGGAAAUGGUCGCUCAAGUGUCCGGUCUCAAAGAAAUUCCCUCUUCAGCUCUUCACUGGCUUUUGCUUUGAACCAAGGCUUGAAAUUGCUCCAUGAUCUUAUUUAUGAACAUCCCAGAUUUUCUUUUAUGUCAUUAUGAUCAUCAUAUGAUAUGAUAGAUAUCUCAGUUCCCCCCAACCCUAAGAAAAGAAAAAGACAAAAAAAAAGGUUAAAACACAAAAUGUACGAGGCAGGUGAAGCUGCUGAUUUAUGAAAAUGAAAAAUAUUAGUAAUUCUUUUGCUUCAAACAAGCAUCAUUUGCUGGGGGUGGGAUGCUUUGUAGAAACAGUAAAUGGCUGAUUGAAGUAAAUAGGAAGAAUCAUUUUCCCAUUCCAA